UUAUUAUUCAAUUCGCCAGUCCUUCAACUCUGCUCCUCCGCCAAAGAGGCUGGCAUUCCAAUGCCUGUCGUCCAGUAUUCAGACUUCCUCUUGGGAGGAGUGGCAUCAAUGGGUGCCACUAUAUUCACAAAUCCUCUGGAAGUUAUUAAGACGAGGAUCCAGCUUCAGGGUGAACUGGCGGCUCGAGGAACAUAUGUUGAGCCAUACAGAGGCAUUUUCCAAUCCCUAAUUACUGUGGCGAAACACGAUGGUAUUACAGGACUUCAGAAGGGACUUGUUCCUGCUUUGUACUUUCAAUUUGUUCUCAACGCUUUUAGAUUAGGCAUCUACAAUUGUGCUGUUGACGCCGGCUGGACGAAAUCACAUGGCGGGAAGGAGUCUUUCGGAAGGAAUCUCUUCUGGGGAGCAACUGGAGGCUUGGCCGGAGCCGUUCUCUCAUCGCCCUUCUUCAUGAUCAAGACUCAUUUGCAAUCUCAGGCGGUGAAAGCGAUCGCUGUGGGUCAUCAACAUCCGCACACGGGCAUGUCUCAUGCCUUUAAAGAGAUUUACAGAGCACAUGGCUUCAGUGGCUUAUAUCGUGGCGUUUUGGCGACGAUUCCUCGCGCUAUCCUGGGAAGUGGAGGUCAAUUGGCCACAUUUGGGGUGACCAAAGACAUGAUCAGGCGCCAUUUGGACAUCAAAAAUCCAGUGUGGGUGUCUCUUCUGGCGGGAAUGCUCGCGGGAUCCGUGAUGGCGAUGACAAUUACACCACCAGACGUGAUCGCCACGCGGCUGUUCAACCAGGGAGUGGACGAGAAGGGCAAAGGAAUCUACUACCGAGGCGUGAUUGACUGCUGCAUCAAAGUCGUGAAGGCGGAGGGCAUCUAUGGACUCUACAAGGGCUUCUGGGCAACGUAUUUGCGCAUCGGGCCUCACGCAACACUCGUGCUUAUGUUUUUUGAUCAAAUGAUAAUGUACAAGACCAAGCUGACGGGAAAUGCCUAGUAAUUCUUGUGAUAUUUGUCAAUUUGUAGUUCUAAUUUGUUAGCAAAUAUACUCGCCUGUUGCCAUUGUGGUGAAUUGUUUCUGCAUUAUGUCCACAAUAUCAAUUAAAGUGCCUAAGAUUUAUGCAAUGCUUAUUACAGUAUAUAGACUAAAGUGUUGUCUUAAGGAGUGGAGUUAAUGUGUAUUGUUACUGGGCUGUCGAACAUUUCAGUUUCCCUUUUCUGUUCACUGAAGUGGUUAAAUUAUUAUGUGCGAGGGAAAGAUAUGAUUUUUCUGUUAUAUUGAAGUCAUUUCUUUGACUUCUCGCAAUAUCUUGUUUAAUUAGGAUAUAAGAAGUUGACUCAGAAUAAUUAUCGUAAAAUUCACACAGACUGAUAUCCUUAUGUGUAAUUGUAAGAUCUUCACACUUGAUCUUACUACAAUUUUUCCCAUAAUUGCAGCUAUGCGCAUGUGAAUGCAAAAUCUCAAUGAUAAGACAUUGAAAACCACACUGUA
Phlebotomus argentipes is the source of this 1479-nucleotide messenger RNA. RefSeq names its product solute carrier family 25 member 35-like. Bases 61 to 984 code for a protein of 307 amino acids. The record is from RefSeq and is a predicted model, not a curated record. Lineage: Eukaryota; Metazoa; Arthropoda; Insecta; Diptera; Psychodidae. The transcript has 3 exons.